GAGGUUCCGGGGGUGGGGCGGCCGGGAAAGGAGAGGGCUAGCGGACUAACGGGCCGCGGCGAGUGAGGAGGCAGCAGCGGCAUUCGAGGAAGAGGAAGAGGCAGCGGGGGUGCGGCCGCGAGGGGAGCUCCUCCCCCGUCCCCUCACCCCCUCAGCUCGGCUCCUUUAGCCCCGGGCGGGGCGGGGGGCGUGGAGCAGGGCAGGGCGGGGGAGCCGCCCCGACUCGGUUCGGAGCGCACCCCAGCGCGGAGCGCACGCCUCUCUCAGGAACUUUGUGGUGGAGCCGCAGGUGUGGGGGACCGCGGAGGCGUGCAUGUGGGGCGCUAGGGCGUCGCGGAGAGCGGUCGCUGUCCUGUCCGGCCUUUGCUGGAGUAGCAAAGGAGAAAGCAAGCAAGGAGAAAGGUUUGUGCCCUCUUCCUGAUUCUGGAGAAAAAUGCCGGUCCGGAAGCAAGAUACCCAGAGAGCACUGCACCUUUUGGAAGAAUAUCGUUCGAAACUAAGCCAAACUGAGGACAGACAGCUCAGAAGUUCCAUAGAAAGGGUUAUUAACAUAUUUCAGAGCAACCUCUUUCAGGCUUUAAUAGAUAUUCAAGAAUUUUAUGAAGUGACCUUACUGGAUAAUCCAAAAUGUACAGAACGUUUAAAGCAGUCUGAACCAAUACAGCCUGUGAAUGCUUGGGAAAUUUCCAGCCUUCCAAGCACUACUGUGACUUCAGACACCCUGCCAAGUAGCCUUAGUCCUAGUGUAGAGAAAUACCGUUAUCAGGAUGAAGAUACACCUCCUCAAGAGCAUAUAUCCCCACAAAUUACUAAUGAAGUGAUAGGUCCAGAAUUGGUUCAUGUGUCAGAAAAGAAUCUGUCUGAGAUUGAGAAUGUCCAUGGAUUUGUUUCUCAUUCUCAUAUUUCGCCAAUAAAGCCAACAGAAGCUGUACCUCCCUCUUCUCCCACUGUCCCUGUGAUCCCUGUCCUGCCAGUCCCUGCUGAGAAUACUGUCAUCCUACCCACCAUACCACAGGCAAAUCCUCCUCCAGUACUGGUCAACACAGAUAGCUUGGAAACACCAACUUAUGUUAAUGGUACUGAUGCAGAUUAUGAAUAUGAAGAAAUUACACUUGAAAGGGGGAAUUCGGGGCUUGGUUUCAGCAUUGCAGGAGGCACAGACAACCCACACAUUGGAGAUGACUCAAGUAUUUUCAUUACCAAAAUUAUUGCAGGAGGAGCAGCUGCUCAAGAUGGAAGAUUGCGGGUCAAUGACUGUAUAUUACGAGUAAAUGAAGUAGAUGUUCGUGAUGUCACACAUAGCAAAGCAGUCGAAGCAUUGAAGGAAGCAGGGUCUAUUGUACGCUUGUAUGUAAAAAGACGGAAACCGGUAUCAGAAAAAAUAAUGGAAAUAAAGCUCAUUAAAGGUCCUAAAGGUCUUGGGUUCAGCAUUGCAGGAGGUGUUGGAAAUCAGCAUAUUCCUGGGGAUAAUAGUAUCUAUGUAACCAAAAUAAUUGAAGGAGGUGCAGCACAUAAAGAUGGCAAACUUCAGAUUGGAGAUAAACUUUUAGCAGUGAAUAGUGUAUGUUUAGAAGAAGUUACUCAUGAAGAAGCAGUAACUGCCUUAAAGAACACAUCAGAUUUUGUUUUCUUGAAAGUGGCAAAACCUACAAGUAUGUAUAUGAAUGAUGGCUAUGCACCACCUGAUAUCACCAACUCUUCUUCUCAGCCUAUUGAUAACCAUGUUAGCCCAUCUUCCUACUUGAGCCAAACACCAGCAUCACCAUCUCGAUACUCACCAGUUUCAAAAGCUGUGCUUGGAGAUGAUGAAAUUACAAGGGAACCACGAAAAGUCGUUCUUCAUCGAGGCUCAACAGGCCUUGGUUUCAAUAUUGUAGGAGGUGAAGAUGGAGAAGGAAUAUUUAUUUCCUUUAUAUUGGCUGGAGGACCUGCUGAUCUUAGUGGAGAGCUCAGAAAGGGAGACCGUAUUAUAUCGGUGAACAGUGUUGACCUCAGAGCUGCCAGCCAUGAGCAGGCAGCAGCUGCAUUGAAAAAUGCUGGUCAGGCUGUCACAAUUGUUGCACAGUAUCGACCUGAAGAAUACAGUCGUUUCGAAGCUAAGAUACAUGAUUUACGGGAGCAGAUGAUGAAUAGUAGCAUCAGUUCAGGGUCAGGUUCUCUUCGAACUAGCCAGAAGCGAUCCCUCUAUGUCAGAGCCCUUUUUGAUUAUGACAAGACUAAAGACAGCGGACUUCCCAGUCAGGGACUGAACUUCAAAUUUGGAGAUAUUCUCCAUGUUAUUAAUGCUUCUGAUGAUGAAUGGUGGCAAGCCAGGCAGGUCACAUCAGAUGGCGAGAGUGAUGAAGUUGGAGUAAUUCCCAGUAAACGCAGGGUUGAGAAGAAAGAACGAGCCCGGUUAAAAACAGUGAAAUUCAAUUCUAAAACAAGAGAGAAAGGGCAGUCAUUCAAUGACAAGCGUAAAAAGAACCUCUUUUCCCGAAAAUUUCCCUUCUACAAGAACAAGGACCAGAGUGAGCAGGAAACGAGUGAUGCUGACCAGCAUGUAACGUCUAAUGCCAGCGAUAGUGAAAGUAGUUACCGUGGUCAAGAAGAAUAUGUCUUGUCUUAUGAACCAGUGAAUCAACAAGAAGUUAAUUAUACUCGGCCAGUGAUCAUAUUGGGACCUAUGAAAGACAGAAUAAAUGAUGACUUAAUCUCAGAAUUUCCUGACAAAUUUGGAUCCUGUGUUCCUCAUACAACUAGACCAAAACGAGAUUAUGAGGUAGAUGGAAGAGAUUAUCAUUUUGUGACUUCAAGAGAACAGAUGGAAAAAGAUAUUCAGGAGCAUAAAUUCAUUGAAGCUGGCCAAUAUAACAACCAUCUGUAUGGAACAAGUGUUCAGUCUGUACGAGAAGUAGCAGAAAAGGGCAAACACUGUAUCCUUGAUGUUUCUGGAAAUGCCAUAAAGAGAUUACAGAUUGCACAACUUUACCCAAUCUCCAUUUUUAUUAAGCCCAAAUCCGUGGAAAAUAUCAUGGAAAUGAAUAAGCGUCUAACAGAAGAACAAGCCAGAAAAACAUUUGAGAGAGCCAUGAAACUGGAGCAAGAAUUUACUGAACAUUUCACAGCUAUUGUACAGGGAGAUACGCUAGAAGACAUUUACAACCAAGUGAAGCAGAUCAUAGAAGAACAGUCUGGCCCUUACAUCUGGGUUCCGGCAAAAGAAAAGUUAUGAGGACUGAUGUUUCGGUUUCGUUUUACGCAUUCUCAUUUCCUUUCUUUGACACAUCUUUGACUUUUCCUUCUGGUGUCCAUCUUUAAUACUCCUCCAUGCUGAAUCAUAUCCCACUCAUCAUGGUCUCCAAUUGCACUUCCAUUUGACAUCUGAUGUCCCCUUCAGGUUGCAUCAUCUGUGUUACUUUAUGUCACUGUUGAUUUGUGGCCAUAUUUCAGAACUAAAGAUGGAAUGGCCUGAUCAGCUAUUAAGGGUUUGGGGAGAUGGGGAAAUUAUGGUAAAAUUCCUUAAUGUUUAAGGGAAAGUAACUUUAAGAGAUUUACAGAAAAGCUUUAUAUACAUUCUUCUCAGAUUUCAAUACAAAUGAGAGAACAGUGGUCUUAAUCAGUGAUUUAAUAAACUUUGAGCAACUAUGCACGUUUACUUUUUCAUAGCAUGAUUUGGCCAGUGCAUUAGCUCUCAACUCCUUUUCUGAAUUGACUUCUGUUAUCAAAGCAAAUAUUUCAUUAAGGAAAAUAAGUUUUUUAAUUUCAAAAUUAAUGCCUGAAUUAACUUUCAAAAUUUCACAAAGGAUAUUCAUUUUUCAUAAGUCUUCUUAAAGUCUUUAAUUAUUUGAGGUUUUUUCCAAAUACAUAUGCUAGGAAUAACAAUGUUCAAAUGAUUUCAGUCUAUUUGUACAAUAACACAAUGGUGUCUUACGAAGUUGUUUAUAAAGAACGAUCAUCGUAUUUUCUGAAUUGAGGCCAGGUUAGGUGCUAGAGGAGCUCACCUUUCACACAGAAGUUGAGGAAAUGUCAUAAACAUAAAUAGAGACAAAACAGACAUUACAGUGGUGAUGUAGUAUAAUCAUUAUGGCAAUGGAAAAGGAGUCCAAUUCAUAGUCUAAAACUUUAAAUGUAUUCUUAGGGGUCAGAUUUUAAUGAAUAUUUUACCCACAAUAACUGCCUAUUUUGUUAUAAUAAAGUAUAUAUAUAUAAAUAUAUAUGAAACUUUCUUUAACUAAACUGUAACUAUGGGAAUUAUUUUCUUUACAUAGUUGCACACACAUGCGCAUAUAUAUAUUUAAAAUAUAUUUUUUCUUUUGCCACCUACUCCUAAUUUUUGUUUCAUUUUGUUUAUAAAUUAAAAUUAAUUGAUUAGAGUUUAUCUUCCUUAAUCAUGUGAACUGAAAAUAGGGGUAUGGUGGUUGUGGGGAGGAACUUUUGGGGAAAAUUAGAUUACGAAUAAAAGUAUGGGCAUGUUCUCCUCUUUUCUACAAGUCCUCAAAUGGUUACUGUUUUGUUGUUGCUGUUUGGGUUUGUUUUCGGUCCUCUGCCUUUCCUUCCAGCUCUCCUCCCUUCAUUAAUGAGAAAAGAGGCAAAACCUCCACUCACGUGUGUUUCCCCUCUGACCGUGCAUCUGUCAUCUCUCAUAGCUGCUCUGCACUAGAGUUGCACAUCUUGGUGCUGAGCAAAUAUAAGAAUUUUUAGUGAAAGAUAGAAAUAAUUUCAGAAAUCAGUUUCUCUGGUACUUUGUAAUAAUAUGAUUUGGCUUUCCAUUGCUUUUUGAAGUUUUUUGGUUUUUUUUUUUUUAAUUGUGUCUUUGACAACCUCCUCAUUAUAUAAUGUUUCUUAAAUGAGCACUGGUUUGUGAAGAAUUAUCAACAAUUAUCCAUUCCAUUUAUGAGAAAGAGGAGAACAGCUAAUAAACUUUAUUGUAAAAUUUGUAUGUGGAACGUGUCUUGAUUUUGAAAGAAAAAAUCAUUUUACAAGCUAGCAUUUUCUUAGAACGGUUUGGUAUAUCACGUAAUUUAUAAUCCAGAUUCAAGAGCUGUGAGGCAACGUAAUCAGAAUCUCUUCUGUGGGUUUUGGAAUUAACACAUUUCAGCAUGUAAUAUUGCUUUCACGCUACAUGUAGUAGGCUGUUGCCAAACAUAAACAUUACCAGAAGAAAAUGAUUGUAAAGUGAUCUCAGGAGGCCCAGAAGUUAUUUUGCAGCAAGAUUUCAGUGUAAGCUCUUUUGAAUUAUUUACAAACAGUCACGUGUUGUAAAAUAUCAGACAGUUACAAAAUGAUGCUUAUGUGUUAAAAUAGCUGCAUUACACUGUUUACUGGA
This is a messenger RNA of Orycteropus afer afer, 5308 nucleotides long. RefSeq names its product discs large MAGUK scaffold protein 1 (gene DLG1). Gene Ontology annotation, cellular component: neuromuscular junction; postsynaptic density membrane; neuron projection. Gene Ontology annotation, molecular function: kinase binding. Lineage: Eukaryota; Metazoa; Chordata; Mammalia; Tubulidentata; Orycteropodidae. The record is from RefSeq and is a predicted model, not a curated record. Gene Ontology annotation, biological process: chemical synaptic transmission; neurotransmitter receptor localization to postsynaptic specialization membrane.